GGCGGGUCAUGUUUUAGUCUUGACAAGAUGGCGUAUGCGGUUGUUUUGCCGCAGGGACACUGAACAAUUUAUUCAGUUUAUCGUGCAAAUUCGUUGACGUUGCGGUAGCAUUACAGUUAAAAAAGUGUUUUGUUAGGCGCGUGAAGCCAGAGGACAUCUAACAUGAAAGGUAAAGAGCGGUCGCCGGUGAAAAAACGUUCAAGGGCCUUGGAUGAUAUACGAGACAGGGGAGGAAGCCAUCCGACCAGUAAGAAAAUGGGGGUUAUCUCGAAUUCUGGCGGAGGAAGCAACAACGGCAAUAGUUCGUCUAAAAGCGACGGGGGCUCUGCACGACGGGGACUGCUUGGAGAUAAAAGAGACGGACGGGAAUUUGACGGACAUGUAUCCAGUCGGACUGGUAAUAACCACGGUUACACGAGCCCUGUUGCGAGCUCAAGCGGCAAAAAUCACGCCUCGAGUCUGUCCUUAGAGGCGGCGCGCACCAACUCGCGCGGGGAGGCGCGCGCACCGCUUCCCACAAACGAAAGUGAGUACAAAACUUUAAAAAUCAGCGAGCUUGGCUCGCAGCUGAGUGACGAGGAAAUCGAGGACGGCCUCUUUCAUGAAUUCAAAAAAUUUGGUGACGUGAGCGUCAAAAUCAGCCGAGUGAACGACGAGAGAAUCGCAUUCGUCAACUUUAGGAGACCGGAUGAUGCCAGGGCGGCAAAGCACGCACGAGGCCGGCUGGUGCUCUACGACCGUCCUUUAAAAAUCGAGGCAGUUUACUUGAACAGGCGGAGGAGUCGCUCUCCGGUGAAGGAGGAUCAUUUCUCUGUUGUUGCAGGCCAUAGACAUUUGCAUACUCAGAGGCCGCUCUCUCCAACCGGCCUGGGCUACAGGGACUACCGGUUACAGCAGUUAGCACUGGGUCGGCUUCCUCCUCCCCCACCCCCGCCUCUGCCCAGAGAGCUGGAAAGAGAAAGAGAGUUUGCCUUUUAUGAAGCGAGGGCGCGGCCCGCAUACAUAGCAGAGCGAGCCGCUCCUUUCCGCGAGGAGGACUUUAUCUCUCCAGAGGACGACCAGAGAGCCAACCGCACACUGUUUCUGGGUAACUUGGAUAUUACUGUGACUGAAAACGAUUUGAGGAGGGCUUUUGAACGAUUUGGGACAAUCACUGAGGUGGACAUUAAAAGACCCACUCGUGGCCAGAGCAGCACCUAUGGCUUCCUUAAAUUUGAGAAUUUGGACAUGGCUCACAGAGCUAAAAUUAGCAUGUCUGGGAAAGUUGUGGGCCGAAACCCCAUAAAAAUUGGAUAUGGUAAAGCCACCCCAACCACAAGACUAUGGGUGGGUGGUCUUGGCCCUUGGGUGCCUCUGACUGCAUUAGCCCGGGAAUUUGACCGCUUUGGAACUAUUAGGACUAUAGACUACAGAAAAGGGGACACCUGGGCUUAUAUUCAGUAUGAAAGCCUGGACGCUGCUCAGGCAGCCUGCACACACAUGCGUGGAUUUCCUCUUGGUGGUCCUGACAGGAGGCUGAGGGUGGACUUUGCUGACACAGAGCAUCGCUACCAACAACAGUUCUUGCAGCCCCUCCCCCUGCAACAUUAUGAAAUCAUGGCUGAGUCUUUCGUUCAUCGUGCCACCCCUGAAGCCAUCAGGGUCAGAGAACGGACUCCUCCGCCACUGCACUUCAGAGAAAGAGAACUCUAUGCUGGGGCUGAGUGGCCAGCACCUACUAUUCGUGAACGUGUACGAACUCCUGCAUUUGAGCCCCUUGAACACUUAGAGCGUGAACGACGGCGAGAGGCCUGGUCACUGGAGCGAGAGCUGCCAGGCAGAGAAGCUGCACGAAAACGGCGGCUCAUGGAGGACGGCAGACAUCUGGAGUGUUCGCCUGACAGCAGCAGUGAGUGGGCGGCCCGCCGUCGCAGACCCCCGUCGCUUGAGGGCAGCCCAGGCGGCAGCAGCCGAGACGGACGUUUCAGUGACUCUGAGCGUCCAGCGAGAGCAGACCGGGUGUCCCCAGCACGAGAGAGCCGCAGCAGCCUGGACCGAGUUCCCGGUGAAAAACGCAUCAAAAGCAACAGCAACCUCUCUGAGUCCAGCAUCGGCGCAAGCCCUGCAGAACGAAAGCGCAAAGCGGGCGAUUCAGCUAAAGGUGCAUCCAAGAGGGACAGAUCCGAAAGCAGCUCCAAAAGCAACCAAGCUUCAAAACAGGACGCAGGGGGGAAGCUGAGCAUGGCCUGGAAUGGCAUGCUGCUCCUCAAGAACAGUAACUUCCCAGCCAGCAUGCACCUCCUGGAGGGGGACCUGAGCGUCGCCACCAGCCUUCUCAUCGACGGCAGCACGGGUGGAAAAGUCUCUCAGCUGCGCAUCACACAACGGCUUCGUCUAGACCAGCCCAAGAUCGACGAGGUGUCUCGGCGCAUCAAAGUGGCAGGCCCAGGAGGCUACGCAGUUCUACUGGCAGUUCCAGGCAGCUCUGAGGAGACUUCAUCAUCAGACCCAGCAGCAUCCACGCAGAGGCCUCUCCGCAACCUGGUUUCAUACCUGAAGCAAAAGCAGGCCGCCGGGGUCAUCAGUUUGCCCGUCGGCGGCAGUAGAGAUAAGGACAACACUGGCGUCCUGCACGCAUUUCCACCAUGUGAUUUCUCUCAGCAGUUCUUAGAUUCUUCUGCGAAAGCUCUUGCCAAAACAGAAGAGGACUUCCUGGUCAUGAUCGUUGUACGAGGAGCAUCUUAACAGUCAUAAUACACACUAAAGUAUUGUUAAAUGCAAGCUUCUCUUAAUGUCUCUUAAUUGCAUGCUCUCUAAAGCAGAAGUGGUACUAGAGUAAAGGGCAGCUGUUGUUACCUGCUCUGCCAAACAUGUACAGUAAAAAAGAGAGAAAAUGGCCCAUUCAUAUAGCAAAGUUUAGCUCUAUAGCAAUAUAUUUGUUUUCUGUUGCAAUUUAUUCAGAUGUCUAGUUUGUGAUAAGUUGUUAUCUGCAUAAAAGAAUGACAAUUAUUGGGCAUAUUAGAAUAGGAAUUUACUUUGGUCAUUAAACACUGUCUAUUUACAACACUUCCUAUCAACAUGUAUUUCAGUCAGAUUCCAGACAGUCUCACCCCUUUGUCAAAUCCUGUUUUUCAAUGUUCAUUCAUGUUCAUCAAAUUGAGUUAAGGGGAACCUGGUUUGUGUCUUGAUGCUUUAAACAAUCAUUCAGUAAUGGGGAGUGUAAUAUAAGUAUAUAGUCAACUAAAACGGAAAGAAAAGAUUAUUUUGCUCAGUGAAGUGCAUGUUGAUGCUAGUGUUCUUGUUGCAGAGGUUUAAAACACAAAGAUGUAGCUGAAAAAUACCAUCAGUGUUAAACUGAUUAAAACAGGCUGCAUAUUAACACCCCUUUACAUAUUAGAAAUAACAUGUAAACAUAUUUUGAUUAAAAGAUAAAUAUUUCUAAGCCCUCCUUAGACCAAAGCAUAAUAUCAAACAUUCAGUUUUGUGUAAAAAAAAAAAGAAAAGGUAUUUUGACAUUCUGUGUUUUCAUGUUUUUGGGUUACAUUUGAAAGGUUUUGAAUGAAGCAUAAUCCUGGUUUCAAAGUGAGAUUUUAUUUAAAGUUUCACUUUAAAUUACAACGUGUGUUAAUUUGAUUCCAUUAAUUAGGUGGUUUUAAUUUAUUUUUUCCUCUAUAAUUUUUCAGAAAUUACAGAUUUUUGUUCAGUGUAACAUUUAAUGCAGGUAUUCUUAUAAAAGUCUCUUUAUAAAGAUAAUGAAUACAAAAAAAGUGCAUUUGCUAUAAAACUGACUUUUCAAAUCAUCAGUGUAAAGUGCAUGUGACCUAUAGUGUGAUACUUUGUAAUUAUCAAAUACAAUUUGGUAGAUAAGCCAUGUGGAUUGCAUUGAUUAAAAAAAGGUGUACAACUAAAUAUAUAUAUAUAUAUAUAUAAAGAGACUUGAUGCCCUAAAGAUCUAAUUCUUGUUCAAGUGUAAGACAGUUCAACAUUUUAUUUCAUUGAUUUUUAGUUCUAAUAUAGACACAUGUUUUUAGUUGAACAUCCAUUAAUGUUUAAAAUAUUUCACAUAUGGUUCUUAGGUGUUAAUUGUUUAAAUGCUUUUAAAACAGUUUCUCUAAAACCCUGGAAAGGUAGAAAUUUGUGUUCUUAGUCUGUUUAGCUAAUUGCAGUGUACUGAUCCGAUGCAUAAUAACAUCUUUUCAUGUAUGACUUUUUUUUUUUUUUUUUAAUUCUUCACACUAAAAUGUGUUUUAAAAGUCGACUGGUCAGUGAUUUCACAAUAUAACAGCUGUUUGUGUACAUGAAUAAAUGGACAUACUGCACGUUCAGUCCUGGCCACACAGGACAGGAAAUGGACCGUUCCACAAGUGGACUUCACAAGUCUGGAAGCAGAAAUGAUUGUUUGAAAUGAUUCAGGAGCCCUUUGGAUGCACUUGGGGCAAGAGCUUUCCAUUUAGUGUUAGUGUACUCUCACUGAGAGCAUCUUCCUGCUUGUGUAAUUGUUUUUUUUCUGCUUACAGUUCCCGUAUUUAAACGGAAAUAAUGACACUUUUGAUUUGUGCUGUGUUUACCUAAUUUCUUGAUUGGGGAGAAAGAGGAAGCGGUCACUCACUCCUUGCACAGCUCUUGACCUGGCUGUUUGUACACACACAAAAAGUGCACUGGCCCCUCAUUUGAUUAUAACACGCUAUCAAUAAAUUGUUUCAAUUGAGGGA
Molecule: messenger RNA, 4691 nt
Organism: Danio rerio (zebrafish)
Lineage: Eukaryota; Metazoa; Chordata; Actinopteri; Cypriniformes; Danionidae
Source: RefSeq, a predicted model, not a curated record